Messenger RNA from Argentina anserina (silverweed cinquefoil), 2409 nucleotides. Its product is annotated as receptor-like protein EIX2. The transcript is spliced from 6 exons. The record is from RefSeq and is a predicted model, not a curated record. Lineage: Eukaryota; Viridiplantae; Streptophyta; Magnoliopsida; Rosales; Rosaceae. Gene Ontology annotation, molecular function: protein binding. The coding region runs from base 1 to 2409 and encodes 802 amino acids.
AUGUGUUUGGGUGAUGGCCUUCCGAGUGCACCAUGCAUCGAGGAAGAGAGACGAGCGCUACUCAGUUUCAAAGGAGAUCUAGAUAUUGAUUAUACUUACUCCGACAGGCUUUUAUCUUGGGUGGGUCAAGAUUUCUGUAGAUGGGAAGGGAUUUCAUGCAACAACCGUACUGGUCACGUUGCAAAGAUGAACCUCCGAAACCCGAAUUAUGUUGGAGAGUUGAACACUUUCGACGUGGGGACUGCUUUGAGUGGUAAGAUUAAUCCUUCUUUGCUUAUCCUUGAGAAUUUGUACUACCUUGACCUCAGCGGAAAUUAUUUUUAUGGACUUCCAAUUCCUGAUUUCUUUGGGAACCUUACCAGUUUGAGGUAUCUUAAUCUCUCAUAUGAUUCAUUUGCCGGAGAGAUUCCCCCAGCUCUUGGCAGCCUCACAAAUUUGAACUUUCUUGACCUUAAUUUAGCUGGUGAGUUUCAUUCCAAAAGUUUAAAUUGGCUUAAUGGUCUCCCUUCCCUAAAAUACCUCGAUCUUGGAGGUGUGAACCUUAGCAGCACUGGCAAAAGUUGGCUACAUGAUGUCAACAUGCUUCCUUCCCUAUUAGAGUUGCAUUUGUCUAAUUGCCAUAUUGGUGAAACCAGCUUCCACUCUCCCUGCCCACCAUCAACUUCACAUCCCUAUUGCUGGUUUUUCAAUCUUACUAACCUCAAAAAACUUGAUGCAUCUCGCAAUUCGUUCGGCCCCAUCCCUAUUGAAUUUGGAAACCUCAAGUCUUUGGAAGACCUUGAUUUAACAAAUAAUUCUUUCCAAGGUCAAAUUCCCAAAGUCAUUGGUACUCUUUGCAGCCUAAGGAUACUACAUAUUUCAAAGAAUUCGUUCAGUGGUGGUUUGGAAGAGAUUUUGAAUGGGUUCUCAAAUUGUACAAAGUAUAGACUACAGUCACUUGUUUUGUCCCGCAAUAAGAUGGAAGGUGAACUACCUACCACCUUAGGAAUGCUAGAAAAUCUCAAGGAACUCAACCUCCAAUCAAAUUUAUUUUUCGGUUCCAUUCCAGAAUCUAUUGGUAAUUUAUCAUCCUUGGAAACUCUGGACAUCUCUGAAAAUCAUAUGAAUGAGUCCAUUCCAUCAAGUUUAGGACAACUCUCUCAGCUAGUUCACCUAGAUUUAUCUGAGAAUGCGUGGGAAGGUAAUCUAACUGAAGCUCAUUUCCGAACCCUCACAAAGUUGGAAUUUUUUGCAAUCAGCACAGGCCAACGACAUGUGUCCCUCUUUUUAAACAUGGCUCAGGAGUGGGUUCCUCUUUUCCAGCUUGAUACACUCAACAUUGUCAACUGCAUAGUAGGUCCUGCCUUUCGGGCAUGGCUUCAAUCUCAAACUGAAUUAACAUGGCUCGUACUUAGGAAUACUGGAAUAAGAGACUCCUUACCAGAAGAAUGGUGGGUGAAGGUAUCUUUCAAACUCACACGGUUGGAUUUAUCUCACAACCAAAUUGGUGGAAAACUUCCAUUUCACAUGAACUUCUCAUCUUUGGGUCAUAUACAAUUGAGUAAUAAUCGAUUUGAGGGUCCCCUGCCACAUUGGUCUAGUGAUGCUGCCGCAUUUCUCGAUCUUCGAAGUAAUUUACUUUCGGGGCCAAUUCCCUCAAAUUUCGGUCAAUUGUUGCCGAACUUGGGAGAGGUGUAUCUAUCUGGCAAUCAUCUGGAUGGAAAUUUAUCCGACAACAAUUUGUCUGGCAAUAUACCCGCUUCAAUUCCCACAUCAUUGAUGGUAUUGGACCUGAGUAAAAACAAGUUUGAGGGUCAAAUUCCUUCUGCUCUACUCCAGAACAGCUCUGAAUUGAUCAGUAUCAAUCUUGGAGACCUUGCCCACAACAAUCUUUCAGGCCCCAUUCCCGGGUGUUUGUAUAAUCUGACUGCUUUGACCAAUGUUAAUGAAGGUGAAAUCCCCGAAGAAAUAAUCAGCCUCAUUGCCUUAGGGACUUUGAACUUGUCCAUAAAUCAUCUGACCGGAAACAUUCCCUCCAACAUUGGAAACAUGCAGCUCCUGGAAACUCUUGAUCUCUCCCACGAUCACCUCUCCGGGCAGAUCCCGCAAAGUGUCUCGUCAUUGACCUUUCUGUCUCACUUGAACUUGUCCCACAACAACUUGUCCGGAAGAAUUCCCUCUGGUAACCAGCUUCAAACACUCGAGAUUCAUCCAUUUACGAAGGCAAUCCAUCCUUGUGUGGGGCUCCUCUCUCACUCUGGCCAGGAGACGGUGCACCCGCACCGGCUGAACCUGAUGGUGAAGAUAACGAUCAUGAGAAUGGGAAGUUUGCAUACAAGAGAGGUUGGCAUUGGCAUGGAGAGUGGCUCGUUGGCAAAAGAAGGCUUAAUUGGAGAAGAAGAUGCAGUCAAGGCUUGUGGCUUUCUUUGA